Boeremia exigua is the source of this 3056-nucleotide messenger RNA. Its product is annotated as RHD3/Sey1. Gene Ontology annotation, cellular component: endoplasmic reticulum. The transcript has 4 exons. Gene Ontology annotation, biological process: endoplasmic reticulum membrane fusion. Bases 68 to 2716 code for a protein of 882 amino acids. NCBI's taxonomy places the organism in Eukaryota, Fungi, Ascomycota, Dothideomycetes, Pleosporales, Didymellaceae. The record is from RefSeq and is a predicted model, not a curated record. Gene Ontology annotation, molecular function: GTPase activity; GTP binding.
CUUUCUCCUUACCACCAAGUUAUUCUUCCCGCACACGUGCAGCUGCCCGCGGCUGUGCCACUCAAUCAUGGCCUCCGAUACUCUCAAGGUCAACGGCACCCGGCCUAGCAAUGUUCGACACCCCACGGCUCCAGGCAUGAUGAUGAACGCCCAUUUCGCAAAUGUUGGGGAGGAUGCCGGCAAGGAGGCGUAUAGCCAUGGCGUCCAGGUCGUCGACGAGGACAAGGUCUUCAAUACAAAUGUCGGACAAUACCUCAACAUCGAGCACAUUAUUCCAGCUGGCUUCAACUACCAUCUUAUCGCCGUAUUCGGUUCGCAGUCCACGGGCAAGUCGACUCUGCUCAACGCCCUCUUCGGCACACAGUUCGGCGUCAUGUCAGAGCAGGAGCGCCGCCAGACAACGAAGGGGAUAUGGAUGAGCAAGAAUAAGCGCGAAGCGGGCGGCUCGGGCAUGGCGGAAAACAUUCUGGUCAUGGAUGUGGAAGGCACAGACGGUCGUGAGCGAGGAGAGGACCAGGACUUUGAGCGCAAGAGUGCCCUCUUUGCGCUUGCGACAAGUGAGGUUCUGAUCGUCAACAUCUGGGAGCACCAGGUCGGACUGUACCAGGGGGCGAACAUGGGUCUCUUGAAGACCGUCUUCGAGGUCAACUUGCAGUUGUUCGUCAAGGACAGCAAGACCAUUCCCAAAUCCCUCCUGUUCUUCGUCAUUCGUGACCACCUUGGCACAACACCCCUGAAGAAUCUCCAGAAUACCCUAAUUCAAGACCUCUCGAAAUUGUGGUCCGCCAUAUCGAAGCCCGCCGGCCUCGAGAACUCGCGCAUCGAGGACUACUUCGACUUCGCAUUCGUCGCUUUACCCCACAAAAUCCUCCAGCCAGAGAAGUUUGAUGAAGCAGUCAACAAGCUGAGCCUCCGCUUCCGGGAAGGGUACAACGACCCGAAGAAGAGCGGCCUUCUCGAUGAGGCAGAGCUGCCUAUCUUCCUUCCCCAAUACCAUCGCCGAAUCCCCGCAGACGGCUUCCCCGCAUACGCCGAGGGCAUCUGGGAUCAGAUUGUGCAUAACAAAGAUCUUGAUCUGCCCACACAACAAGAGCUUCUUGCUCAGUUCAGGUGCGAUGAGAUUGCGAGAGAGGUUCUUGUGGUUUUCGACGAGAAGAUCACGCCACUCGAGGAUAGGCAGGCGGACGAUGCCAGGAUAGGACAACCCUCGAUCAUCCCGGAUCUUGGACCUAUUAUGAAUGCUGCAAGGACUCUAGUCUUCAAAGACUUCGACACAAACGCAAGUCGCUACCACAAGGGCGUCUACAAGAGGAAGUUGGCGGAAUUGGAGGGCAAGGUCGACACACGCUUGAAGGCACUCAGCCAGAAGCAGAUCAGUGCCGCACACAAAUCGGGUAUCGACGAGUUCAGCAACGCUGUUGCCACAUCGGUAAAGCUUGGACAGAAGAAGGGUGGCUCAUACGACUUUGCGCAAAUCGUGGACUCGGAGAAGAAGAAGGCCCUGGCCAAAUUUGAGGAUGACGCGAAAGCGAUCGCCAUUGAAGGCGCGUCCUGGAGCGAUGCCACACAUCAGCUUGUUCUGUACCGCAAAGAGCUGGACGAGGUGUCAGGGCGUCUGCGCAAAGAGGAGAUGAGGCGGCUGGCCACACGGAUAGAACGCUGGGUAAGGACUCGCUUGGACGAGUCCAUCGGUCUCGAAUUCAACAAACUCGGCUCUGGACGAGGUGGAUCCGGCGCCCCCGAACACGGCGAAAAGCCAGCCACCGAAAAGGACCUCUGGGACCGUGUAUGGGCUAUCUUCACAGACACAGUGUCGAGCGCCGAGAAGCGCUUCACAGACCGCGCACAAAGCUUCGACGCUAGCCCCGAGGAGGUUGACGUUGGUCUGUGGAGGCUGCGACGCAAGUCCUGGGGUGUUCUUCGUGCGAAGAUCGACGAGGAGGUCAUGGAGGGCAACAUCCUGCUGAAGUUGAGGGAGAACUUCGAAGACAAGUUCCGAUACGACGAGCAGGGCGUCCCGAGAAUAUGGCGGCCCACCGACGAUAUCGAGGGCAUCUACACCAAGGCCCGCGAGUCGACAAUAACGGUCAUUCCGCUGCUUGCGCGCUUCAAGCUCUCUAAGACGUCGUCACCACCGCCCCUCGAUGCCUGGAUCGGCGAAGCGCCUGCCUCCGUGUCCCCAGCCGACGAGGAAGACCUGGCCCCUAUCGGCGGCCUCGACGAUGACGAAGGCAAGACCCUAGACGACGAGAUGGUAAUCCUCUCCGACACAAAGCAAUCCGACCUCCUCGUGCGCUUCAAGAAGACCGCCGACGGCGUCUACGUCGAAGCUAAACGCAGCGCCAUCGGCGGCAUGACCCAAGUCCCCCUCUACUUCUACGGGCUACUGCUCGCCCUCGGCUGGAACGAGAUCAUCGCCGUCCUCCGCAACCCCGUCUACUUCAUCUUCCUCAUCCUCGCCGCCAUCGGCGCCUACGUAACCUACACGCUCAACCUGUGGGGCCCCAUGGCCAGCAUGGCCAACGCCGCGUCCGCCCAGGCCCUCGACAUCGGCAAGGAGCGGCUGCGCGAGUUCCUGGAGACGAGUGAAUCGGGCCGCCGCGCGAUGGCGCAGAGCGGGCUCGACAACGGGAACGGGCGUGCGCGCGACGUGAGGAUGGAUGCGCUGGAUGCGAAUGGGAAGAAGCAGGAGGAAGAGGAUUUGGAUGAUAUCUGAGAGUUGAGCGUGGGAGCUGGGUGAGGGGUGCGGUGGGGUUGGGGGUGUUUGGGUACGUGUAUGUUAUUCACGGAGCGGGGUUGGUAUUACUAGAUUCCUAGAUGGGGGCCAAGGCCGCGUAAUCAAAAGUUUGCACAUUGCUGCGCCGUCUUGCGUGAGACUGGGCUGGGGAGCAUAUGACAUGGUUGAACAGUGGAAGUCGUCGUUGCAAGCCUUCGUUGGGGCGAGUGGUACGCGUAAAGAAGCAACUGUGGGUAUUACUGUGCGGCAGUUGUCAAAAGAUUGUUAACGACUGAGUCAGCUAUAGUUUAGAAACCAAGGUGUGCGUGAAAGAAGAAAA